This is a messenger RNA of Ictalurus furcatus (blue catfish), 2181 nucleotides long. It is a transcript of the gene cables2b, whose product is annotated as Cdk5 and Abl enzyme substrate 2b. NCBI's taxonomy places the organism in Eukaryota, Metazoa, Chordata, Actinopteri, Siluriformes, Ictaluridae. The record is from RefSeq and is a predicted model, not a curated record. The transcript is spliced from 9 exons. Bases 3 to 1445 code for a protein of 480 amino acids. Gene Ontology annotation, biological process: regulation of cell cycle.
GAAUGGCGGUUGCUGCGUGCAGUUCGCUCAGCGCAUGUCCGGCUAAGACGCAUCCGCGAAAAACCAAAGACACGCGGAAGAGACGCGCGGCUCUGUUGUUUCUGACUAACAUUUCCCUGGACGGCCGGCCGGUGAUUCACGUAAACAAUGCGGCUGAGUUUGACGGCACGGAGGUCGGUUCAGCGGGGAACGAACUGUCGCCGGCGGUCGGGAGCUACAGCACCUUUUCUAACCUGUCUGCCGCGAGCGCACUCCUGAGUGUACCUCCUAUUCUCGUGCUGCCCUCAGACUCGGAGUACGAGAACGUUGAGAGCACGGAGACAUUCCCGGGGACUUUUUCCUCCUCACAGGGGAACCUGCUGUCCCCCUGCAGCCUUCAGCCAAGUCCAGUCGUAGCGCGGAAGUCCCCGACCCUGCUGUCCGUCCAGAGCUGCGCUUCAUCUCUGGAUUCUCGGCAGAGAUCACGCAACCUGUCAGGUUCUCAUUGGCCCCGAUCCUUGAAGAAAGUUCACUUCGUUAAGAACAUGAGACAGUACGACACCAGAGGCAGCAGGAUCGUGCUUAUCUGUGCCAAGAGAUCACUGUGUGCUGCAUUUUCUGUGCUGCCUUAUGGAGAGAGCUUUUACAUAAGUGACCCAGCCCUGAGCACCCCCAGGCGGAGGCACUCGUCUGGGGGGAUUUCCACCACACUAGAGAUGCUCCCUGGACUGGAAGGGGUGGAGCUUGGCAUUUAUGGCAGGACUGUGUCUUAUGCCCAGUUUCUGUACCCCACCAAUGCUCUGGUUCGUGAGAAGCCACCAGAAAUCGCUUUGCAGAUGCCGUGCUCCAGAAACAGCAUCCAAUGCACCAGCUACCCUCCAUCCCGCCUCAACAGCACUGUAGGCUUCGACUUGGGUGUUGAUGACAUUGAUUAUGACCCCAACCUGCUAAGUGACCCGCAGUGGCCUUGUGGGAAGCACAAGAGAGUCCUGAUCUUUGCCUCCUAUAUGACUACAGUAAUAGAGUAUGUGAAGCCGUCAGAUUUGAAAAAAGACAUGAAUGAGACCUUUAAGGAGAAAUUUCCUCACAUCAAGCUAACUCUCAGCAAGAUCCGAAGUCUGAAGCGAGAGAUGCAUGCAGUAGGUGAGGAGUGUGCUCUGCAGCCAGUGACCAUCGCCAUGGCAUUUGCGUACUUCGAGAAACUCGUCCUUCAGGGCCGCCUCAACAAGCACAACAGGAAGCUGGUGGCCGCCGCUUGCCUCCUGCUGGCCGCCAAAAUCAGCAGUGACUUCAAGAAACAAGAAGUCAAACAGCUGAUUGAUAAGCUGGAGGAGAGGUUCCGUCUUAGCCGGCGCGAGCUGAUCGCCUUCGAAUUCACCAUCCUGGUGGCUCUAGAGAUGGCCCUCUACCUUCCUGACAGCAAGGUCAUGCCACACUACCGCAAACUGACCCAGAGCCCCUGCUGAACGGCUUGUGGUCAUCAAUACUGGUCCAUAUGAGAGGAGGGGAAAUAAAAGGUUGCCAGUGGCCCAUGUUAAAGUUUAGCACUGGUCAGUGCUGAUGCACGUCUACACUAAGCUCUGGGGGAAGAGGAAGAGGAUCUAUUUACACGCUUCAGGCUAGUACGGAGUCUGUGUGUUUUAUAGUUAGUAUUUAACUCCUGUUUUGGUUUUUACUUCUAAUCUCACAUAGCACUAAUGCGGGGAAGAUUAUAUGGCAGUAAUGUUAGAUGAAGAGAAGGUUUUAUCAACUCUAAACACUCAAUUAACAAGGGAAGUCUUUUCCCAGAUCCCAUGUCUGUCUUCCAUAUCAGUUUGCCAAAAAUGACUUUUUAUUUUUUAUCUUUAAUUAAUCAGAACUCUCCUUUGUCACUGCACAUUGUAUGAACUUACAGUCUCUACAGAGGAUUACAUUCAGACGUUUCCCACAGUAUAGAAAGGUUUUAUUCAUCUGUAUUUUAUGCAAUAUAUGCAUUCUUGAACACAGUUUAUAUUCUUGGUAUCACACGCCUGUAGCAGUAGUAUGUGAUCAGACUCAGUGUGGAGUAUUUGGUCUUGUUAUGGGUUCUGUAAGAGAUUUUAAGGCUCUGGUUGAAAAAAGUGCUCUAUAUUAGAGCUGAUUUGAACUAAAGCACAUUUACUGUGCUUCUGUGUUCUAUUAUUUUCUACUUUUAAACUUUCCGUUAAAAUAUAGCGUGUGGCC